GAACUAAAGUGAUCAUAUAAUAAUGAAAUAGAGAAGCAGAGAUCAAAAUGGCGACAGUCGGGCAAAUCGUCGCCACCUGCGUCGUAUUGCUGUUCAUUGGUACAGUGAACACGCUGAAAUCUCUGCACAUUCACGUACCAAAGGCUGUGCUUUCUGGUACGAGCGCGGAGCUGAUGUGUACUUACGAGUUGGAAGGCGCCCAGCUGUACUCUAUCCGGUGGUACAGGAAUAUGAUGGAGUUCUACCGCUACGUGCCUAAGGAGUCGCCGGCCACGAAAGUGUUCCCCGUCGCUGAGAUCAAGGUCGACGUGGCAGGCUCGGACGCGAACCGGGUGAUUCUAACAGAAGUGGAUCGAGCUCUAACGGGGGAGUACCAGUGUGAAGUGUCAGCAGACGCUCCGCUUUUUCACACGGAUAUUAAAGCCGCUGAGAUGGUGGUAGUAGACCCCCCACUGACAAGUCCGAACGUGUCGUCAGACCGCUUGUCGUACGUCGGCGGCGACCACAUACAGGCGAACUGCUCGUCGCCGCCAUCUUUGCCCGCCGCCAACGUCACGUGGUACGUCAACGAGCAAAUGGUACCUGGCUUCACAGCUAACCACGUGCUUAACUUCAGCAAUGGCUACGCGUCGAGCCAAGCCACUCUAGAAUUAGAGGCAGCUGCGCUCUCGCCCGUGCCUACUCUACUGAUUCGGUGCGAGGCCUCCAUAUUCGACAUAUGGAAGUCGACGAGUCAAACCUUAGUACUUCGGGAGCGGAGCGCGAACCCCGCCUCGGCUUUAGGUCGUAGUUUCACAGGCGCUGCAGCAGAAACACGCCUACCUACAAUAAUGGUACUACUUCUUCAAUUCUUCCUUAAAAUAUUAUUAGGAAAAUAUGUCGAGACUUCAAUAAGAUAGCUGGUUUAGUUGAACCCGGAUUUAGUUAGUGAUUGCAUAAUCUAACUAAAUAAAAGUAGUUCAUUCGGAGUUAUAAGCAAUGUCAUUUAAGGACAGGGCACAAGGUCUAAGUGUGCGUAGACACACGUGCGCGUGCGCUAAAAUGUUGGAGCCGUGCACGCACAAGUCACGCAAGCGGUGUGCCGUCCCUCAUAAGGAUGUGUAUAUUACAACGCGCACGUGCACGUGUAGGCACAUGCAUCCAAUCUGCACAGGCCUUUAUUAAUAACUGAGGGCCAAAGCUGCGUAGUUAAAUCAAAUGUGUUCUGAUUAUUAAUGCCAUGUUUUAACGGUAUGAUGAAAAUUUGUAAAUGU
Molecule: messenger RNA, 1253 nt
Organism: Cydia strobilella
Lineage: Eukaryota; Metazoa; Arthropoda; Insecta; Lepidoptera; Tortricidae
Exons: 7
Coding region: 48-899 (283 amino acids)
Source: RefSeq, a predicted model, not a curated record